AUGUCUUAAUAAAAAUAAACAGUUUUUAAUUAUAAUAAUGAAGAAAUGUAACAAAAUAAUUAAUAAUUAGCGGUGGCUGUUUGAUGUUGAUGUAUGAUUCAGAUGAUGAAGUAGAUAAAUUUAAUUAAAGUCUUUAAGAAAGUUAAAUCCAAUUAUAAAAAACAACUACAAAAAUGCAGCAAAUUUAAUUAUAGAAUAAUCAUCAUAUAAAAAAAUGA
Paramecium sonneborni is the source of this 218-nucleotide messenger RNA. NCBI's taxonomy places the organism in Eukaryota, Ciliophora, Oligohymenophorea, Peniculida, Parameciidae. The record is from the annotation of a GenBank genome assembly.